Messenger RNA from Hemibagrus wyckioides, 2600 nucleotides. It is a transcript of the gene pip5k1aa, whose product is annotated as phosphatidylinositol-4-phosphate 5-kinase, type I, alpha, a. NCBI's taxonomy places the organism in Eukaryota, Metazoa, Chordata, Actinopteri, Siluriformes, Bagridae. Bases 359 to 1924 code for a protein of 521 amino acids. The record is from RefSeq and is a predicted model, not a curated record. The transcript has 16 exons. Gene Ontology annotation, biological process: phosphatidylinositol metabolic process. Gene Ontology annotation, molecular function: phosphatidylinositol kinase activity.
AGCUUUUAAGGAUGUUAUUAGAAAAGAGAAGGAAAUGGAUGCCCCUGAAAAGUAUGCGGAGCAGAUUUGAUAAACACGGCGGAUCAGGGGUGCAGUCUUCUUCAUGAAGAGGAGGAGAAGAAAUAAAAGAAGAAGAAGAAGAAGAAGUUAAAGUUAAUAGUAAUAGUAAUAAUAAUAAGUCGACUAUCAACUUGAACUAACCAGGAAAAAUAUACAGUAUACAGCUUUUGCACGGCGACUGGUAAUCAUUCUGUCUUCGGUGGGAUCAACAGGUGAAGACUAAACUAUCAAGAAAAAAACAAAACAAAACAAAACAAGAAGAGACGCUGUAAGUGACCUAUGAAACUUCCUCCAGAGAAUGGCUACAGCUGGUCCAGUCCCUCCCGAGGGAGCCAACUCCAACAGACCUGCUGGAACUCUAAGGAUGGCGUCUGUUGAAGGCCAGACCUCUUUGAGUUCAUCGCAGACCAAUAAGAGAACCAUCGGUCAUCGUGGGAUUGACCCUACAGGGGAGACUACGUACAAAAAGACAACUUCAUCUGCCCUGAAAGGUGCGAUCCAGCUGGGCAUUGCACACACCGUGGGCAGCUUGAGCCAGAAGCCAGAGAGAGAUGUUCUCAUGCAGGAUUUUGAAGUAGUGGAGAGUAUUUUCUUUCCCAGUGAGGGCAGUAAUUUAACCCCUGGACAUCACCAUGGCGAUUUCAGGUUUAAAACCUAUGCUCCAAUCGCCUUCCGCUACUUCCGAGAGAUGUUUGGGAUUCGUUCUGAUGACUAUCUUUAUUCCCUGUGUAACGAUCCCCUGAUAGAGCUGUCAAACCCUGGGGCCAGCGGGUCUCUCUUUUACGUCUCCAGUGAUGAUGAGUUCAUCAUUAAAACUGUCCAGCACAAGGAGGCAGAGUUUCUGCAAAAAUUACUACCUGGGUACUUUAUGAACCUGAACCAGAACAAGCGUACACUGCUGCCCAAGUUCUAUGGCCUCUACUGCAUUCAGGCCGGAGGGAAGAACAUCCGCAUUGUAGUAAUGAACAACCUGCUGCCUCGUGCUGUCCCCAUGCACCUUAAAUAUGACCUGAAAGGCUCCACAUACAAGCGCCGUGCCUCACCUAAAGAGAGAACGAAGAGCCUUCCCACCUAUAAAGACUUGGACUUCAUCCAGGACCUGCCCGAUGGCCUACUACUGGAGGCAGAUCAUUACAGCGCACUAUGCAAGACCAUCCAACGAGACUGCCUGUUGCUGCAGAGCUUUAAGAUCAUGGACUACAGUCUACUCGUGGGGAUUCACAAUGUGGACCGGGCAGGAGAAGAGGCAUCCACGCCAGCACCUGAUCAGAAGAAGAAUCAGGGUCAGAAACCCCUCUACUGCACAACCAUGGAGGCGAUCCAGGGAGAGGUCAAGGGCAAGGCUGCUCCACAGUGCACUGAGAGCACGGGAGGAAUGCCAGCUCAUAGCCCAAAGGGGGAAAGGUUGCUGAUUUUUAUUGGCAUCAUCGACAUUCUCCAGUCCUACAGGUUCGUGAAAAAAUUGGAGCAUUCGUGGAAAGCCUUGGUUCAUGAUGGGGAUACAGUGUCAGUACACAGGCCUGGCUUCUACGCAGAGCGCUUCAAGAAGUUCAUGUGCAGCACGGUUUUCAGGACGUCUUCGUCAAAAGCAUUGCCUCCUAAGAAGACGCGCGGAGCCACUGCAGUACAACGCAAGGCUAACGCCACAGUGGCUGGACAAACCCAGCAGGGUCAGUCGUCGGGUAUGGUAGCACAGACGAGCGCAGGACAAACUCAUCCAGACGAGGAGUGGACUCUGAUACAUAGCGACAGCGCCGGGUCUCCCACCUCAGAGACACCAGGAAGUGGAGAAAACGACCCUGACCUCAUUAGUAGCCCUGGUGCAAGCGACUUAGCCGAUGAAUCACUCUCGAGAGAGGAAUAGCAGAAGCUAAAUUGCUCUAAAAAAAAAUAAAAAAGGAACAGCGAUGUACUGCUUCAAGGAAGACGGACCAAAGGUUUUCUUUUUUUUGGGGGGACGGACAUCAGCAGACGUAACGUAUGAGGGGGUGAAAGUACUUUACACUGCAGCAGCACACACACGGGCUGUACAGAGGUGUUUCAGAGGUGACUUCUGCAUCUAUGGUUGCUGCUAAGACGUGAGACGUGUGAAAAUUGAAAUGUGUGUGAGGAACUCCAAACACACACACACACACAACUAUGAACUUCCUUUUUAAUGAACUCCUAUUUUGUGCUUCUAUACACUUCAUGCAAGGUUAUAUAGGAAGUCGGUCGUGUGUGUGUGUGUUUAUAUGAACAUGGUUAAACACUGAGCCAUAAAGGUUUCCUUUGCUAGGAAAAAGGAGAGAGGAAAAACUGCUGCCAUUUAACAGUUCCACUAGUGGAGGGUUGUUGUUGUUGUUGUUGUUUUUAAGUAUUAAUUAAAUGAAAGUACAGGUUAUGAUAAAGGCAAGGGUGCAAAUGUGGCCAAGAUUUUAGCCAAAACGUCGUGUAGGGGUGCAGUAUUAUGGGAAGUGCACAAUAAUGUAGAUGUGAAGAGUAACAAAGGGCAAAAAGAAAUCAUAUCAUUGUUUCUGAUACACUUCAUAUAUAUAUAUAUA